Messenger RNA from Aegilops tauschii subsp. strangulata, 594 nucleotides. The record is from RefSeq and is a predicted model, not a curated record. NCBI's taxonomy places the organism in Eukaryota, Viridiplantae, Streptophyta, Magnoliopsida, Poales, Poaceae.
AUGUCCGUCCGCCAUCGGACGCGUGCACCGCGGCCGCCGCCACGUCGCUCCAGCCAAUCGGCGGCCGCCACAUCACCACCGCCGCCGCUCUCCUCCAACCCGCGGCCGCCACCUGUCCCGCUGCUUCCCCGCACCGCGCCAGGCCCGCCGGGCCCGGAUCAGGCCCACGGGGCCCAUCCCGCCGCCGCCGCCACCCGCGGGCACUGCCCCGCGCGAGCCUCCCCGCGCCUCGCCGCCGGCGCCCUCCGCCGGACUCCGCCGCCAUCUCCUCGCCGCCACCAGACCCCGCGGUUCCUCCGCGCCGCCAGGCCGGAUCCGCCCCGCCGUGCGCCGCCCUCUGCCUCCACGCCGUGCGCCGCCGCCCUCCGCCGCCGGCGUCUGGCCUCUGCCGCCGGCGCCCCGAGUGCCCGUGCCCGCGCCUCGCCGUCCUUGCCGCGUCGCCGUCCCGCGCCCCCUCGCGCCCGGAUCCGGCUGGAUCCGGUCGGGGAGAGGCCCCGCCGCCGGCCCCCGUCGCCGGAGCAACCUCGCCGGUGCCCCGCGUCCUCUCCGGCCACCUUCUUCCCCGUCUCCGGCGAGAUCCACCGCCCCCGUUGA